This is a messenger RNA of Gopherus flavomarginatus (Mexican gopher tortoise), 3301 nucleotides long. RefSeq lists its product as uncharacterized. The record is from RefSeq and is a predicted model, not a curated record. Gene Ontology annotation, molecular function: zinc ion binding; nucleic acid binding. The coding region runs from base 128 to 3301 and encodes 1057 amino acids. The transcript has 4 exons. NCBI's taxonomy places the organism in Eukaryota, Metazoa, Chordata, Testudines, Testudinidae. Gene Ontology annotation, biological process: DNA integration.
UUUCAGGUUUACUUAACAUUGAAGAUUAGCUAAAGGCACUGUUGCUAGGCAGACUUCAGGAGGCAACAGAACCUGCAGUUCAGAAGAUAAACACCGGAGGGCACCCCAACACAAGAAAACAGGAACCAUGACUUCUAAGGCAAAAAUUGAGGCCGAAGAACAAAUCAAAGAAGCUGAACACAGGCGACAGAUGGAGAUGAAAGAAAAGGAAGAAAGCAUCAAACUGGCAGCCUUCCAAAGAGAACAGGCAGCCCAAGAGGCAGCACACAAAAGAAAACUAGAAGAAGAAGAAGUGGCCUACCGAAGGAAACAAGCAGAAGAAGAGGCGGCCCACCGCCGAGACAUGGAAAAACACCAAAAAGAAAUGGAAAAACACCAAAAAGAAAUGGAAAAACAACAAAAAGAGAAUGAAAAGAAGGAAAAACAGAGAAAACAUGAACUGGAGAUGGCAAAAGCUGGGCUGCAUGUGCCAGCCAACCCUAACAACCCGGCGCCAAUUAUUGCUCCACAGCACAGGAAAUUUCCCACCUACAAGGCAGGUGAUGACACCGAGGCCUUCUUGGAAAAUUUUGAAAGAGCCUGUCUUGGGUACAGCAUCCCCGAAGACCAGUACAUGGUAGAAUUAAGGCCACAGCUCAGUGGACCUUUAGCAGAGGUGGCAGCUGAAAUGCCUAAGCAGCAAAUGAAUGACUAUAAACUUUUUCAAACCAAGGCCAGAUACAGAAUGGGGAUAACCCCAGAUCAUGCCCGUCGGCGCUUCAGAACCCAAGAGUGGAAACCAGAGGUGUCAUUUCCCAAACACGCCUACUACAUUGCAAAAAACUAUGAGGCCUGGAUAACAGGAAACAACGUUCAAACCUUGGAAGAACUGCACCUCCUCAUCCAAAUGGAGCAGUUCUUGGAUGGUGUUCCUGAAGACAUCACACGGUACAUACAAGAUGGAAAACCCAAAGAUAUCGCUGAGGCGGGGGAGAUUGGAGCCAAAUGGAUGGAACUGGCAGAAAGCAAGAAAGCUACUGUCAAGGGGAACGAUUACCCCAGGGGGCACACAGACCAUAAACCCUACAACCGAGGACAGCCAAAGACCCCACAUACCACCCAAGUAAAGCCACAGACACCCUACCCUUCCACCUCACCAGUCUCCAGUAACUCACCUCGGCCCAGUGACCCAUCAGAUGGAAGAUGCUUUAAGUGUAAUGAACUGGGACAUAUCAAGGCCAACUGUCCAAAGAACACCAUGCGAGUGCAAUUCAUUACACCACCAUCACACCAAAGAUCCCCAGGCCCAGAUGCCUCUCAAAUACCCUUGGAGCGAAGGGAAAAUUUGAGAGUGGGCGGAAAGAAGGUUACUGCGUGGAGAGACACGGGGGCACAAGUGUCAGCUAUCCACCAAUCCUUCGUCGACCCCAAAUUCAUCAACCCAAAGGCCAAAGUGACAAUUUACCCCUUCAUGUCACAAGCUGUAGACUUGCCUACAGCUCAACUGCCUGUCCAGUACAAAGGCUGGUCAGGAAUGUGGACUUUUGCAGUCUAUGACAAUUAUCCUAUCCCCAUGCUACUGGGGGAAGACUUGGCCAACCAGGUGAGGCGGGCCAAGAGAGUGGGAAUGGUUACACGUAGCCAAACCAGACAAGCUUCCAGACCCAUUCCUGUUCCUGAGCCGUCCACAGAGGCCCCGUCUGUGUUACCAGAGACCCAGACAGAGGUAGUGGACCCGGAUUCCAUGCCUACCACUGAAACAGCCACAGCAUCUCCAGUCCCAGGCCCGGAACUGGAACAGCAACCAGCACCAGCAAUUGCAACCCCAGCUUCAAACUCAACGCCAGAGGGCGCCAGCGAGCCAAAACUGGCAGAAGCAACAGACAGCCAUACCCAAAAGGCUCAGCCAGAGCCUGAAAUAACCUCAGGUGCACCAGUGGAGAGCGGUUCACCAGCAACGGAAACAACCCCAUCACCUACAUCGCUUCCAGAGGGACCAAGCCCAAGUCCACAGUCUGAGGAAGAACUGGUGACCCCAGCCUCAAGGGAACAGUUCCAGACUGAGCAGGAAGCAGAUGACAGCCUUCAGAAAGCUUGGGCGGCGGCACGGAGCACCCCACCGCCUCUCAGCUCUUCUAAUCGAUCCCGGUUUGUUAUAGACCAAGGACUUUUAUACAAGGAAAUUCUUUCUGGUGGACACCGGGAAGAAUGGCAGCCGCAAAAACAGUUGGUGGUUCCAACUAAGUACCGGGGGAAGCUCUUAAGCUUAGCCCAUGAUCAUCCCAGUGGCCAUGCUGGGGUGAACAGAACCAAAGACCGGUUGGGGAAGUCCUUCCACUGGGAGGGGAUGGGCAAGGACGUUGCCAAGUAUGUCCGGUCUUGUGAGGUAUGCCAAAGAGUGGGAAAGCCUCAAGACCAGGUCAAGGCCCCUCUCCAGCCACUCCCCAUAAUUGAGGUCCCAUUUCAGCGAGUAGCUGUGGAUAUUCUGGGCCCUUUCCCAAAAAAGACGCCCAGAGGAAAGCAGUACGUACUGACUUUAGUGGACUUUGCUACCCGAUGGCCAGAAGCAGUAGCUCUAGGCAACACCAGGGCUAACACUGUGUGCCUGGCCCUAACAGACAUCUUUGCCAGGGUAGGUUGGCCCUCCGACAUCCUUACAGAUUCAGGGUCUAAUUUCCUGGCAGGGACCAUGGAAAAACUGUGGGAAACUCAUGGGGUGAAUCACUUGGUUGCCACCCCGUACCACCAUCAAACCAAUGGCCUGGUGGAAAGGUUCAAUGGAACUUUGGGGGCCAUGAUACGAAAAUUCAUCAACGAAUUCUCCAAUAAUUGGGACCUAGUGUUGCAGCAGUUGCUGUUUGCCUACAGGGCUGUACCACAUCCCAGUUUAGGGUUUUCACCAUUUGAACUUGUGUAUGGUCACGAGGUUAAGGGGCCAUUACAGUUGGUGAAGCAGCAAUGGGAGGGGUUUACGCCUUCUCCAGGAACUAACAUUCUGGACUUUGUAAGCAACCUACAAAGCACCCUCCGACACUCUUUAGCCCUUGCUAGAGAGAACCUAAAGGAUGCUCAAGAAGAGCAAAAGGCCUGGUAUGACAGACAUGCCAGAGAACGUUCCUUCAAGGUAGGAGACCAGGUUAUGGUCUUGAAGGCGCAACAGGCCCAUAAGAUGGAAGCAUCAUGGGAAGGGCCAUUCACGGUCCAAGAGCGCCUGGGAGCUGUAAACUACCUCAUAGCAUUUCCCAAUUCCUCACUAAAGCCUAAAGUGUACCAUGUUAAUUCUCUCAAGCCUUUCUAUUCCAGAGACUUAGAAUGUAUAUGA